UGCACAGUGUCAGUCACUGACACGUAUUGUUGUUACUCCAACAGUCGAAUUUUUAUUGUGACUAGUUGUGAUUCUGAAAGUUCGCUAUUUCGGACCACUAAAUGACCGGGACAAUCAUCGGAUCCUUACUUGACUGUAGAUGCAGAAUGAAUUGUAACGUUGAUGGUUAUACUAGUAGUAGAAGAGAUCAACUACAAGUAGUGCAGUGCCAACGGUUAGAUUAGCCUUCCUCUGACCGACGAAUAUCAGAAAGUCGAAUCAAUGGAUACCGCAGAGGCUGAUUUGGUGACCGAUACUACAAUUAUUAGCGAUGAUGCACCAACUCACCAACGCCUAUGGCGAUGUGGUUGCUUCUCAGUAUCGUUCGUCACAUUGUUGUCAACGUUUGCCACGACCGGAGGAUUUGUCUUCGGAUAUGACAUAGGUGUGAUUGGUGGUGUGAAAGACAUGGAGGAGUUUCGGAGGUAUUUCGGUGAGUGUUCCUACAGUCAUGACAAUGUCACUGGUAAAAACACCACGGCGAGUGGACAGUCAGCGAUCAGACUGACCAGGGUUGGAUUGUGGGCAGCUUCUCCCUGGGAUGCUUGGUUGGUGCACUUAUUGCUGGAGUUGUGUCAGAGAAACGAGGACGCCGCUUCACCAUUCUAGUCGGGGCUGUUAUCUUCACCAUCGGAGGUUUGAUACAAGCUCUAUCCUACUACCUAUGGAUGGUGUAUCUAGGACGUGUCGUGGCUGGCUUUGGUGUGGGAAUACUGAGCAUGAUUGUGCCAGUGUACAAUGCGGAGAUGUCACCAGCUGAGCACCGAGGGCGACUGGUAUCACUUAACCAGCUGAGCAUCACUGCCGGGAUUAUGGUUAGCUUCUUGAUCAACUUGGCCUGUACAGCAUAUGUUCACGGGUGGAGGAUAUCACUGGCACUGCAAUCAGUUUUCUCCAUUGUCCUUCUGUUGGGAAUGAUGUAUGCACCAGAGACACCAAGAUACUUGAUGAAGAUCAAUCAACGAGCAAGGGCUGUGAAUGUGAUGAACUGGAUCAGAACUGGUCGCAAGCGUCACAUUACCUCUGAAGCUGAAGUCAGCAAAGUUGUCCUGGAAGAGGUCGACUCAAUUGCGACCGAAAUCCGGGACGGUGCACGUCUCAGGGGAGGAACAUGGGCGGACAUCUUUGAGUGGAGUUCUUUGAAACGUUUAAUCAUUGGCAUGUGGGUGCAACUUUUCCAGCAGUUUACUGGAAUGAACAUCAUCAUGUACUAUUCUACGGGUAUCUUCUCCACUAUUGGUGUCAGUCCCUACCUCUCAACAACUCUUGUUGGAAUCAUUAACUUUCUGACUACGUUUGGGACGCUAGUUCUCGUGGACAAGGUUGGCAGGAAGGUCUUGCUGUUACUCGGUGGUCUUGGAAUGGCAGUAAGCACGGCAUUGGGAGCUUCCGUCAUCGUGGCCAGUGGAGGAAAUGAUGAACUCACAAAGUCAGAUGGCAGUCUUGUUGUCAUCUGCAUAUGUGUCUUCAUCUUCUUCUUCGCUCUAACCUGGGGACCUGUUGCUUGGGUUAUUACCAGUGAAAUGUUUCCGUUACGUCUACGCGGAAAGUUGGUCUCAAUAACAACUGCUUCUGUUUGGGCGGGCAACUUUGCCAUAGCAUUCGGCACACCGCUCCUGCUUCAGCCUACGGUGCUUGACGUGCAGGGAACGCUGUUUCUGAUGUCCGCCUGUAACUUUGCCGCAGUCGUGUUCAUCCUACUCACUGUUCCUGAGACAAAGGGUCGCAGUUUGGAAUCGAUGGAUGAACUGUUUGAGCAGCGCUCCGUGCUGGACAGUGCUGACUACAAGUACUACCUGAGAUGUGGCUGCUGCGUAGAUUGCGUCCGGCGUAGAAACCGGCGCUACAGUGAAAUAACGGAUGAUGAAACUGAACGCACUGAUCCCAGUCAUCCCACUGCUGCUGCUACUACUGCUGCUGAUGAUGAUCAUGACGAUGGCAAUGCUGGUGAUAGCACUGGUACAGAUGAGGCUACAUUUACAUACACCAGCCUUGCCUAACUACUCGUGCCAGUGCAGUGUACACAACCCGCCGCAGUGUAUACGGACAACUAACCACCAGUAGAUUACAGUCUGCAACCGUGACGUUACUUGAGUUGCUGUGCAGGCGCGUAGCACUGCCAUUGGAGGUGGUCCGGCCAGAGGGGCUUUGGGGGUCUCUCCGGGAAUUUUUUGAAAUUAGGGUGCAAAAUCCUGCAUUCUGGGCACUUUUGGCCGUGGUCGGGCGAAAAAGUGGUCCGGCCAAAGCCUGACCGGCCGGACCGGCUGCUAUGCCCCUGCUGUGCCGGUUCUCCGGCAUGAGUCUCGAUCUACAUGAAAUCCAGUCGGAUAUACACUAGCAGCCUGGUUGCCGGAUCGGCCUUGAUGUCGCACCCUUCCUAACACAUAUGCACGAGGUCAUCGAAAUUGGUCCGUGACCGAGUCUGAAAGUAUACGGAUUUCACUUGAUACAAUUACAGUUACUAAGUAGAUCUACAUGUAUGCGUGUACUUGUGCAGUCUGUCAAUAUGACCCAAACCGCUUCAGUGUAUUGGCACUGUACACAGUCUCUAACUUACCGUUAUCAGUUUAAUACAUGUAAUACUGCAGUAAAGCUGGCCUUCUGCUCCUCAGAUUACAGAUAUCUUCUCUGAAUUAAUUUUCUGCUCUAUCACAAGACCCUGCACGAUCACGAUGCCAUUGCUUAUCGGCCCUAUGGGGACAAUCAUCGGGUAUUUUGAGUGUGGCUUCUUCUCAUUGAUGAUGUGCUUCAGUACUUCAAAUUAUGAAAGAGAAAGCGCGUGACUGCGCUAGCGUUU
Molecule: messenger RNA, 2836 nt
Organism: Sycon ciliatum
Lineage: Eukaryota; Metazoa; Porifera; Calcarea; Leucosolenida; Sycettidae
Exons: 16
Coding region: 708-2039 (443 amino acids)
Biological process (GO): transmembrane transport; carbohydrate transport
Cellular component (GO): membrane
Molecular function (GO): carbohydrate:proton symporter activity
Source: RefSeq, a predicted model, not a curated record